Mastomys coucha (southern multimammate mouse) is the source of this 2593-nucleotide messenger RNA. RefSeq names its product Rh family B glycoprotein (gene Rhbg). Gene Ontology annotation, cellular component: plasma membrane. Lineage: Eukaryota; Metazoa; Chordata; Mammalia; Rodentia; Muridae. The record is from RefSeq and is a predicted model, not a curated record. The coding region runs from base 1041 to 2210 and encodes 389 amino acids. Gene Ontology annotation, biological process: ammonium homeostasis; ammonium transmembrane transport. Gene Ontology annotation, molecular function: ammonium channel activity. The transcript has 10 exons.
GAAGAAAAAGAAAAAGAAUGCUGGCUCUGGCUGAGUUCUAAGUGUGUGUCUCCUUUCUGUUGUGUGUAUGAUGUGGGUGACCCUCAGGAGCAGGCACUGGGGGCUUGGCAGUCCAUUGUAGGGUGCCAGGGGCCUCCAGACAACAUUCUCUGAAGCCUGUGGGGCUGCAGACCCCAGUCACAGGAGUGAGCAAGGCACCGCUAGAUCCUCUGGUCCUGUUCUCAGCUCCAAAACAGCAAAAGCUCUAGCCUUUCUCAGGGAUCCUAUUUGCACCCCAAAGUUCAGUAGCAGCUUUCAGCUUGCCGUGCAUCUCAAGAUCAAAUAACACAAAACACGGGCUUGAGAAUCUGCCCCUUCCUAUGAGAAAUUCAGGGUCAUCCAUGAUAAAAAUGAAUACAAAUUGAAUUUCAUUAUGAAAAUUCAUGGAGCCAAAAGUGUUUGGUUUUGGGAUGUGUUUAUGUAUACAUAAUGGAAUAUCUUGAGGAUGGAACUCAUGUCUAGACAAGCAUUCCACUGAUACCCAACAUACACCACACAUACAAAUAGCCUGAAGGAGAUUUCAUGCAGCCUAUAUAGUGAGCCUGUGUUUUGAGUAAAGCCCAUUAGAUGAGGCCCUGGAUGGGUGGGUGUGGAAUUUUCCACUACUGCAUCACACUGAUGCUCAAAAACUUUGUGAUUCUGGAGCAUUUGGGGUUGCCAAUUUGGAUAGUGAACUUGCAACGAGGAAACACAAGCAGAGAAACAAAGCUAGACAUCUGAAGAGAGAAUCGUGGGAGUGUGGAUGCAUGACAGCCGAAGCUCUACUCCAGCUCCCAGCUCCCAAGUGGCCAAGGGAAAAGGUCAAUAUGAAUGUGAGUUCUCAUCAGAGCUAACAGCCUCCCUGUGCAGGCUCUGAUUCUCCGGUGUGACUCCACCCUUGAGAGCAGGAACUGACUUCCUGGGUGGCAGCUGUGCUCCGGAGCCCUGUCCACAGACGCACCGCACAUCUGUUGCUUGCAGGUGGGAAACAGACAUUCUCAGGCUUCCAGGAUGUGCAUGUCAUGGUCUUCGUGGGCUUUGGCUUCCUCAUGGUCUUUCUACAGCGGUACGGCUUCAGCAGCGUGGGCUUUACCUUCCUCGUGGCCAGCCUCACCCUGCAGUGGGCCACACUGCUCCAAGGCUUCCUCCACUCUUUCCAUGAUGGCCACAUCUGCGUUGGCAUGGAGAGCUUGAUCAACGCUGACUUCUGUGCGGGCGCUGUGCUCAUCUCCUUCGGGGCUGUUCUGGGCAAGACUGGGCCAGCCCAGCUGCUGCUAAUGGCCCUGCUGGAGGCAGUGCUGUUUAGCGUCAAUGAGUUUAUACUGCUCAGACUCCUGGGGGUGAGAGAUGCUGGAGGGUCCAUGACGAUUCACACCUUUGGGGCCUACUUUGGGCUGUUCCUCUCAUGGGUCCUCUACAAAUCCCAGCUGGAGAAGAGCAGGCACCGCCAGAGCUCUGUCUACAACUCUGACCUCUUUGCCAUGAUUGGGACCAUCUUCUUGUGGGUUUUCUGGCCCAGCUUCAACUCUGCGCCGACAGCGCUGGGGGAUGGGCAGCAUCGGACUGUGGUCAACACGUACUAUUCACUCACCGCGAGCACCCUCAGUACUUUCGCCUUGUCAGCCCUUGUCAGUGGGGAUGGACGACUGGAUAUGGUCCACGUCCAGAAUGCAGCCCUGGCUGGAGGUGUUGUGGUGGGGACAUCAAGUGAGAUGAUGCUGACACCCUUUGGAGCUCUGGCAGCUGGCUUCCUGGCUGGGACUGUCUCCACGCUGGGAUAUAAGUUCUUUACGCCAGUCCUUGAAUCCAGAUUUAAACUGCAAGACACAUGUGGUGUUCACAACCUCCAUGGGAUGCCCGGGCUACUGGGGGCCAUCCUGGGAGUCGUGGUGGCUGCGCUGGCCACUCAUGAAGCUUAUGGAGAUGGCUUGCCGAGUGUGUUUCCACUCAUAGCCAAGGGUCAGCGCAGUGCCACGUCUCAGGCCAUGUAUCAGCUCUUUGGAAUGUUCGUCACACUGGUGUUUGCCUCUGUGGGUGGCUGUCUUGGAGGGCUCCUGCUGAAGCUUCCCUUCCUGGACUCCCCUCCAGACUCCCAAUGCUUCGAGGACCAGGUUUACUGGGAGGUACCUGGAGAGCAGGAGGCUGAGACCCAGAGGCCUCUGAGGGCGGAGGAGUCAGACACCCAGGCCUAAUUGCUGCCAGCCUGACACUGUCCUCAGAGAAGACAAUGGCUCCUGCCAAGAGAGCCUUCUCUGCCUUCGUGACUAUUGUGCCAGGAAGCCUGCCACCCCUAGGCUCGUCCCCAUUAGCUUUCACCUGUGACCAGAAAAGACGAAAGCCACCCCACUGACCAGUGUUACCCUGUUCCAGUGACACCCAAGUCAGCUCCACUCUGGGUGAUAAACAAUGUAUCACCAAGGACUCUGACACCUUUGUACCUCUCCCUUUCACUGCUGAGGCCACCUUGUGGCCUUAGUGUCGACAUCAAAGCCCUCAGUGUUGACAAACCCUCGUUUAGUCCACAGAACGCCAAGAUACUACAUUCUACUAUAUAUGUCCCAACUAGUUCCAUCCA